AGCCUUUCUCAAACAGCCACAACAUUUUUAUUAAAUUCUACAAGUAUAUUAAUUUCUAACACAAAUUUAUUCAUUUAAUUAGUAAUCUAUAUUUCUUUGUCAUCGGAGAGUUCAGAUUUGCAUUCAGAAGAAAGGAGGAAUGAGCAUCUAAGCAAAGCCGUAUUUUGGGCAUAAAAAAACGGUUUGAAAUAAUGACAACGUUGUAGUGUAAUCACAGGAUGUAGGAAAACAGAAAAAUCAUGCCAACCGCUACUUUCAUGUCUUUCCAUCUCUCUUUCUCUUUCUCUUCUCUUCCUUUCUGACUCUACAUGCGUGCACGUCAUUCCCGUGGCUACCCUUUUGGUUCUCGGAAACUCGUUUUGCUCAGCCGUGGCCACCAUGAACGAUGAACGAGAACCAACAGCUUCCUCGAGAGAAUUUUAUGUUGGCAGCAAUGGCGUCCCAAAGACAGAAAGAAAACAAGUAGUUGAAAGGGAUAAAUCUAUUUUUAGAGGCAGGCGUCCACGAACUGGGUUUUCUGAUUCAUUCUCAAGUAUUGAAUUGGAAGCAUUAGACAAUGAAGAGGGAGGAGCACCUGAGCACUCUCCUAGGAGUCAAGGGUCUGAAACCCCAAGUUCAAGGACCAGCACUUCAGAUUCGGAGGGUCAGGGGUCUUUAGUAGGCAAUUCACCUAAUGCUAAUAAUCAAUGGCGUGGUUUCUUCAAGUUACUGAAGAAAGGAUCCCAAAUGCCUUUCCAAACUUUUCAUCCACUUAAAAAUGUUCCAAAACUCACAAGAAGAAAAAGCAAGAGAAUCAGGGAGGACAUGUGUCCAUCUUUGAAUUCUCCAGCUCUUCGCUCAUCUUUUGACAGUGAGUUUGGCUACUUAAAAUCUUCAUGGAAAAACUUCACUCUCGCAGAGAUCUUGACUGCAACAAACGACUUUAGCGAAGCUAAUUUGAUUGGGGAGGGAGGCUAUGCGGAGGUUUAUUUAGGAAAAUUGGAAGAUGGAAACUUUGUUGCCAUUAAACGGUUGACAAGAGGGAACCAAGAAGAAAUGACCGCAGAUUUCUUGUCUGAGCUUGGCAUUAUAGUGCAUGUGGAUCAUCCCAAUAUAGCUAGAUUGAUCGGAUAUGGUGUUGAAGGAGGAAUGUUUCUUGUUCUUCAAUUGUCUCCACAUGGUAGCUUGUCAUCUAUACUUUAUGGACCUAGAGAGAAGCUGAAUUGGAGCCUCAGAUAUAAGAUUAUUCUGGGGACUGCUGAGGGACUCCGCUAUCUGCAUGAGGGUUGUCAAAGAAGGAUCAUUCACAAAGACAUUAAGGCUUCUAAUAUUUUGCUCUCAGAGGAUUUUGAGCCACAGAUAUCUGAUUUUGGGCUUGCAAAGUGGUUACCUGACCAAUGGACUCAUCAUACUGUCUCCAAAGUGGAAGGCACAUUCGGCUACCUUCCUCCUGAAUUCUUCAUGCAUGGUAUAGUAGAUGAAAAAACAGAUGUGUAUGCUUAUGGUGUGCUAUUAUUGGAGCUCAUUACUGGUCGACAAGCUUUGGAUAGCUCACAGAGAAGUCUGGUGAUGUGGGCAAAACCUCUGCUAUCUGCAAAUAAUAUCAAAGCCCUAGUAGAUCCAGUUUUGGCUGAUGCUUACAAUGAAGAGCAGAUGGAACUUGUAACCUUAACAGCUUCUCUAUGUGUAGACCAGUCUUCGAUUCAGCGACCAGAUAUGAGUCAGGUGUUGGAGAUACUAAGAGGGGAAGAAGAUAUCCUGAGAAUCAUGAAAGAACGGACCAAGGUAAAACUUCAGAGGACAUACUCUGAAGAACUGUUUGAUGCAGAAGAGUACAACUCAACCAAGUUUUUGAAUGAGAGGGAUCGACAUAUGGAGACUAUUCUAGGCUCAGUUACAGAUGAAUGAGAUAAAGUCUAGUAUAUAUGGCCUGUACUUGAGAUAGUGAGUGUACAUGAAACUUGAGAGUUGAAACUGUAGAGCUGAGAUUUAUUUUCAGAACAUGAAAACUGAUUCUGACUCUACAAGAGGAUUCAGAGCUGGCGGGACAUUGUUGUUGAAAGGGUUAACAAAGACAGAAAGAAAGGUAGUGGCAGAACCUCGUGUGAUUAUGUACCAUGAUGUUUGUCAAUAGUUUAUUUAGCUGAAAUGAUGGUGAAAUUGCGGUAUGAUUUGUGAAGCCAAAUUCAAUCUUCAGGAUGGUUGUUUUCCAUUUUAUCCACACACAUUCAAUGAUCAUCAGCAAUUGGAAAUACCAUUUUCAGCAAAUUCUUUUAUUUUCUAUUGUAACCAUAAGCAGAUUGUCCGACAAAUUUUCUUUAAUUUCUUCCAUUUGUGCUAAGUGAGUUUUAUGUCUCACCUCAAGUGUUGCCUUGCCACUGGGACUUGGAUUCGGAUGUAAAUUGUUAGCUUUU
Molecule: messenger RNA, 2393 nt
Organism: Vigna umbellata (rice bean)
Lineage: Eukaryota; Viridiplantae; Streptophyta; Magnoliopsida; Fabales; Fabaceae
Product: Protein kinase superfamily protein
Biological process (GO): protein phosphorylation
Molecular function (GO): protein kinase activity; ATP binding
Source: RefSeq, a predicted model, not a curated record